CCCCCCGGCCCGCCCCUGCCGUGCCUAUCCCGGGCGGCGCGCUCCCCGCCACUGCCCGCUGCGCUCCCGCCGCCGCCGCCCCCCACCAUGCCGUCGCAGAUGGAGCACGCCAUGGAGACCCUCAUGUUCACCUUCCAUAAGUACGCGGGGGACAAGAACCACCUCGGCAAGGAGGACCUGCGGGCGCUCAUGGAGAAGGAGUUCCCCGGCUUCUUGGAGAACCAGCGGGACCCGAUGGCGCUGGAUAAGAUCAUGAAGGACCUGGACCAGUGCCGGGAUGGCAAAGUUGGCUUCCAGGGCUUCUUCUCGCUGGUGGCCGGGCUCACCAUCGCCUGCAACGACUACUUCGUGCUGCACAUGAAGCAGAAGGGCCGGAAGUGAGGGCGGCACCCAUGGGUGCUGCUGCCCCCUCCCAACACCCAGCGGUUCUGCCCCCCCCCCCCCCCCCCCUUCCCCAAACACCCAUGGGUUCUACCCAAACCCCACGUCCCUUAGGUGCUGCCUCGCCACCCAUGGGUUCUAUCCAAACACCCCAUGGGUGCUGCCCCCCGACCCAUGGGUGCUGCCGCCCCCCCGCUGCCCCCCCCCCCAAAUAAAGCUGUUUUGUACUACGCUGGA
This is a messenger RNA of Pezoporus flaviventris, 618 nucleotides long. RefSeq names its product S100 calcium binding protein A10 (gene S100A10). The record is from RefSeq and is a predicted model, not a curated record. The coding region runs from base 88 to 381 and encodes 97 amino acids. NCBI's taxonomy places the organism in Eukaryota, Metazoa, Chordata, Aves, Psittaciformes, Psittacidae. Gene Ontology annotation, cellular component: cytoplasm. The transcript is spliced from 3 exons.